Dermochelys coriacea (leatherback sea turtle) is the source of this 2615-nucleotide messenger RNA. RefSeq names its product fasciculation and elongation protein zeta 2 (gene FEZ2). The record is from RefSeq and is a predicted model, not a curated record. The transcript has 10 exons. Gene Ontology annotation, cellular component: axon; cytoplasm. Lineage: Eukaryota; Metazoa; Chordata; Testudines; Dermochelyidae. Bases 989 to 2146 code for a protein of 385 amino acids.
AGCAGGGUGACCUGUGCAACUCCACUAUCACAGCCCCGCUCACUCCUGCUUGGGAUGGCUGGGUUACAGAGCUCCCUGCACUGCCCCAAGAGCCAUUCCGCAGCAGGCUAGCCUGCCCCACAGCCGGGGGCUUGUCCUCACAGUCCUGGCCACAGUCCCCUGUGCCACGUGCUGUGGAGAGAAGGGCUUCGGGCUACUUGGCAGUUCAGAUCUCAGGGGUUUCGCCCCCGGGAUCACGCUGCGCUGUGCAUUGGGCUGCACUGAAUUUCAGCCCGGCGAUUUCUCCAACCUGUCCAGGUGGACGAGUUCCACCCCCGCCCCCCGCCCCGCUGAGGGUCAGCGGCAAACCUCAUCAGCGCGCCCUUCCCCCCCCCCGCCCCGCCCCGCAUCCCAGGCCCGACUGAAGACACACGGACCAGGAGCGGCCCGAGGUGCCCCCAGCCCGCCUGGGAACCACUGACCUCUGCCCUCCCAAGCCGCGGCCGAGUCGGGGCACAGGCAGCGCCGGCCGGAGGGAGAGCGGGGGCGGAGGAAGGGGGCGCCGCCUAGAGGAGGCCGGGGGCAGGAGGCUCGCGGCGCGGGGGCUGCUGGGGUUACCUGUCUGCCGCAGCUCAGUCAAGGGCCCCGGGGCCGCGAGCGCCUCGCGCUCUGCGCGGCGGCGGCGCCGCCUCCUCACAGCCCGCCCGGGCGGGAGUCAGGCGCUCCGUGCACGCGGCGGCGGGGGGCGCUCAGGGACUCGCCCAACGGUCACUCGGGGCGGGGGCGGGGGCGGGGCUGGCUCCUUUCCGCUCUCUCCGCCGCGCCUAGGACCCCAGCGCCGGCUCUGGCCCUGUGCCGGUUCCGCGGUUUGGAGGCGGCUUCUUUGGACGCCAAGGCCCCCAGCGGGCCCCUUCGGCCCGGGACCGGCCCCGCCCCGUCUCCGCCAGAGCGGGAGGAGCCCCGGGAGCGCGCUCCGCCGAGCGCGCAGCCCGGUGUCUCGGUGGCGGCCAUGGCGGCGGCCUCGCAGCGGGACCCCGGGGACUGGCAGGAUUUCUCCGGCUUCCAGCCCCCGGCAGGGAGCAGCCCCGAGCCGGCCCGGGACGGGGGCACCUGGGGGCCCGGAGAGCUGGGGGACAAGCUGCUCCUCUGCUUCAAGCCCCCCCCGCCUCGGGGCGGCGGCAGCGAGAGCCGGGUCCCGCUGCGGCCCCUCAGCGAGCAGAGCGCCCUACGGGAAGACGAGAUUUGGAAUGCUUUGACUGAUAAUUAUGGUAAUGUAAUGCCAGUUGAUUGGACGUCCUCCCACACCAGAGCGUUGCAUAUGCCAACACUGAAUCUCUCAGAGAAAGGGUUAAAUGAAAAUUUGAACCUUGACCUAUCAGAUGAUGAAGAACUUAGAGAACAGCUGGAUAUGCACUCUAUCAUAGUUUCCUGCAUCAGUGAUGAACCACUGUUCACAGCAGAGCAGGUGAUUGAAGAAAUAGAGGAAAUGAUGCAGGAAUCACCUGACCCAGAAGACGAAGAAACACCCAUGCAGUCAGACCGGCUCUCCAUACUUUCCCAGGAAAUUCAAACACUCAAAAGGUCCAGUACAAACAACAGUUAUGAAGAGAGAGUACAAAAACUGACUGUUGCUGAACUAAAUGAACUACUAGAAGAAAUUGAGACUGCCAUUAAGGAUUAUUCUGAGGAGCUGGUACAGCAGUUGGCUCUAAGGGAUGAGCUGGAGUUUGAAAAGGAAGUGAAAAAUAGCUUCAUUUCUGUCCUCAUCGAAGUACAAAACAAACAGAGAGAACACAAAGAAACAGUGAAGAAGAAGAAAAAGCUGAAAAAUGGUAGUCCUCAGAAUGGCAAACAAGAAAGAGGUCAUAUGCCUGGAACACGCUUCAGCAUGGAAGGGAUCUCAAAUGUCAUUCAGAAUGGCUUCCGCCACACGUUUGGAAACUCGGGUGGAGAGAAACAGUACUUAACAACAGUCAUUCCUUAUGAGAAGAAAAGUGGACCACCCGGUGUUGAAGAUCUACAAACAUUAACCAAAAUUCUUUAUGCUAUGAAAGAGGACAGCGAGAAAGUGCCAAGCUUAUUAACAGACUACAUUUUAAAGGGUAGUCUCUCUUCAUUAGAAAUGUUGAGGAUUUCUUGUUCAAGAUCAAGACCAGAACAACAGUGAGGAUUUUGGGGCAACAUGCCGCUUUCUAGAAGCACAGACUUCUGUGUCCGACAUGAAAAAUGCUGCUUCGCUUCCGAAGUAACCAUGCUCCUUCCUGUGACGAGAAGCUUUCCAGAGAUAGUUCAUAGUAUUUUCUUUUCAUUUGGCACUGUAUCUAAACCUGUAUGUAUUUACUUUCCAUGUCUGUUUGGAUUUUUGGAUCAUACAGUAGGCCUUUUAGGCACGAUAGAACUUGCGCACUUUUCAUUUGAUGGUGCAAUGUGCUUGAGCAUAGAACAAACAUUGUACAGUUUUACUUACAAGCUUUGGUUUGGGUUUUUAAAAUCUAUUUUACAUUGUGUAAUAUGUAGUAAUCCCUCCCACAUAUUUCACUGUUGGGGAAAGAAAACUAAACUUUAAAUACUGUAAAUAAAAUAAGCCUAUAAUUUUAAUUAAUCUGCAGUUAAAAAAAAAAACAAAAAACAAAACC